AUGUUUACACAACCAGUCUCAUCACCACCCACCGUGGGCCCCGUGCCGACGUCUGUCACCAAUCCCGCAUCGCCUUCACCCCGAUCCAGCCGUUUGCGAGGCCUCAGUUAUCUUCGCAGCUACACCCAAAAUCACAUUUUGUCCCGCGAACAUAGCAGCAGCCAGGGCUCCAGCUCACCGACCUCCAACUCGCACUCCCACUCCCAUUUUCAUCAUAACACCGGCGCCAGCCCACACCCGCACUCUCAGACCCCAACUCAAACUCAAACCCAAAACCACGCCAACCGCUCCAUCGCUGCCUCUGCUCGUCCGACCCAUAGCCUGCAGCGCUCCCUCAGUUACACGCCUACUUCUUCUACUCUUCGUCGCUCCGAUACCGACCCUAGUCUGAACCCUUUAUCCCUUGUUGUUGCAUCUUUGCAGGAGCCCCAUUCGUCAUCCUCGUCGGCGAACAAGGCUUCCACCACGCCCUCCUCACCCGCUGUCGAGCGUCCCCUCGUGGAUGCGCUCCCUUCAAUCCUAGACGACGCUAUCGCGAGCAGCAGCAGUCAAGCAUCGCAGCAGCACCAGACGCAGACGCCCGACACCGAAGCCGCCGCCGCCGCAGCAGCAGCAGCAGCAAUCAUGACGAGAGCCCGCUCCUCCACGACGGGCGAUGCUCAGGCCGCCGCCGCCGCCCCUGCACCCGCCGAAAAUAUGCCCUCGAUUCGCUUCUCGGCCUACUACGACCCUCGCGCGACGCGUCCCAGCCUGACUUUCCCCCCUGUGUCGCGAACACUGCCUUCGGGCGGCGACGUCAUCAGGGUCGGCCGUUACUCGGAACGGGAUAACCAGCCCAACGUACCCAACAACACCCCAUCAGCUGCUCCCGUGGGUUUCAAGAGCAAGGUGGUUAGUCGUCGUCAUUGCGAGUUCUGGUACGAUGACGGCAAGUGGUAUAUCAAGGACGUUAAGAGUUCUUCCGGCACGUUCCUCAAUCAUAUUCGCCUGAGCCCGCCCGGCACCGAGUCGAAACCGUUUCCUGUCAAUGAUGGAGACAUUGUGCAGCUAGGAAUCGACUUUAAGGGGGGCGAGGAAAUGAUCUUCCGUUGCGUCAAGAUGCGGCUGGAGCUCAACCGAGGCUGGCAGAACAAGCUCAAUACCUUCAACAUGGCGACGCACAAGCGGCUGCGCAACAUGACGGCCGCGAACUCGGCAAACUCUUCGACGCAGGACUGCUCCAUCUGUCUCAAUUCUAUCGCUCCGUGCCAGUGUUUGUUCGUUGCACCAUGCUCGCACACUUGGCAUUUCAAAUGCAUUCGCUCGCUGCUCAACUCCCCACAGUACCCGAUCUUCGUCUGCCCAAACUGCCGCAUGGCUGCUGACCUCGAGGCUGACAUCGAGGACCCUGAAGAGGACUGGGAGGGAAUGGACGAGGACGAGGACGAAGGGCCGGAACAGAAGCAGCAGAAGCAGGAGGUCAAGGACAUGCCAGCAGUUGUGUCUGAACCUAUCCCGGCCCCUGUAGUUAUCGGAGGCUCGGGGCCUCAACUGCCGGAAAUCGACCAUGACGGAGAUGUUAUCGACUUUACGGCUGCUCUCGAGCGGUCCCAUACCAUGGCAGAGGCGCCCGAGACAGCGCCGCAGACGGUCGCUCCCAACACGUCGAUGCCGCCUGUCCCGAUCCCGGCUGUUGCGGCUGUUGCGGCUGCUCAAGCUGCAGCAUCGCGCAACGGUCGGGACACUCGUACCCCCUCGCCUAUCGCAAACCACCUACUGACUACCCACGAAGGCCCAAUCACUCCGCGCAACGAUGCCGGACCGUGGGUAUUUGACGGAAGCGCUGGCCGCCGUGCUGCGGAGGCAUCCACUGGCAUGAGAAGUCUCGACGCAGCUACUGAAAUGGAAGUCGAUCGGUAG
Molecule: messenger RNA, 1899 nt
Organism: Colletotrichum graminicola M1.001
Lineage: Eukaryota; Fungi; Ascomycota; Sordariomycetes; Glomerellales; Glomerellaceae
Product: FHA domain-containing protein
Exons: 3
Coding region: 1-1899 (632 amino acids)
Biological process (GO): ubiquitin-dependent protein catabolic process; mitotic spindle assembly checkpoint signaling; protein ubiquitination
Cellular component (GO): mitotic spindle pole body; ubiquitin ligase complex; cell division site
Molecular function (GO): ubiquitin protein ligase activity; protein binding
Source: RefSeq, a predicted model, not a curated record